AUGAAAAAAAAAUUUAAAAAGUCAAAAUUUGGACCUGCUCAGGGUUCCCGAAAUCGUGGAAAUGGGCCUUGUGUAGACCUGACCACCUACUACUCUGUGGAAGAAGAUUACGACGGAAAAUCUGACGAUGAAGGAAGUAAGUACUGGAUGGUGGAGGAUUUGGAGCAGACCUUGAAGCUCCGAUCUGAUGCUCAGGAAGAUCAGAUGCUGGUGGGGAAGAUCCAGAAGGAUCAGAACUCAAGUGGCUCCAAAUCUGGAAAAGUGCUGGUUAAUCUGAAGCUCCAAGCUGAUAGUUCUCAAAUAUCAAAUGAUCAGAAUCUGGUUGGAAAGAUCCAGAAGGACCAGAAGAUUCAAGCUGAUGAAAGCACCCGAAAAUCUAAAGAUCUGAGCUUAGACCUAAGUGAUUCAAAAACUGGAAUUGCUUUGGUCAAGCUCCAAGCUGAUGGCUCCCAGAGCUCGGAGGACCAGAAAAAAAACUGGUUGGGAAGAUUCAGAAGGAUCAGAAUGCAGAAUCUUACGUAG
Caenorhabditis elegans is the source of this 522-nucleotide messenger RNA. It is a transcript of the gene Y49F6B.14, whose product is annotated as Ovule protein. The coding region runs from base 1 to 522 and encodes 173 amino acids. NCBI's taxonomy places the organism in Eukaryota, Metazoa, Nematoda, Chromadorea, Rhabditida, Rhabditidae. The record is from RefSeq and is marked reviewed. The transcript has a single exon.